UAUUCUCCUAAACUAGUGUCUGGUUAAAGAAAGACUAGCUCAGCCAUGUGAAUGUGUCUGUUGAACAGCUGAAGGGGGGAUUCAGCCUACAGAGAGAGAGAACGUGGAAUGUGUGCAUAUGAAAGGGGGAGCGAGGAGGAGGAGGAGGAGAGAGAGAGUGUGUGUGUGUGUGUGUGUGUGGAAAAAAAAGGAAGCAGAGGCUGUGAACGAAAAGCGAACUUAAUGAUUUCCUACCUUCCCGAACUAGACCUCUCAAUCUAACCGAUAUACUUUUCAACGCGCAAGAUAUCAAGGAGAUACACCACGACGAGGGGAAAAAAAGGGGGGAAACGAAGGCGAACCGUGUGUGUGUUUGUGUUUUGAAAAAAAAAAGGCUGCCUCGACGAUUUGUACGUGAUUACAUGAUCAAAGUGAGUGCAGGCCGUCUUUUGUUGAGGCAAAGAGUGGCGGUUUUCCUGUGUAACAGCUAAAAGGAUAAACGUGUAUGUGCCGGAUUUGUUUCAGCCCUCUGGUUUCUUGGACUUGGCCCAGCACACGGAGUUCAUUCUGCAUGGUUGUCCUUGGCGAGGAUUUGGGUUUUUGAAGUUGCUUUGGAAGUCUAGAGUCAUCAGACUGGCGGCUUUUCUGGAACACUGGGGCUGUUGGUGUGGCUGAAUUUUCCCUGGAUUUGAUUGGUCAAUUCAGAAGACUGAAGCCCAGGCUGACAGUCUACCUUUCACGGAGGCCCAGCCGUGAGAGGACUGAGGAAGGCACGUGGCGAAUCAUGACCGCGGACAAAGACAAGCCAGACAGAGAGAAGGACAGGGACAGAGACCGAGACAGGGAGAGGGACAGAGAGAGGGACAGAGACCGGGACAAGAGGGACAAAGCGUCCAGGGAGAGCGAGAGCUCACGACCGCGCCGCAGCUGCACGUUGGAGGGCGGAGCUAAGAACUACGCCGAGAGCGAGGACGAGGAUAACGAGAACAGGGGAGGGGCCGGGGCAGUAGGCGGGAUCAACAUGGGGAUGGGGGAGGAGUCAGGGAAGAAGGGAAAGAAGAAGAUGAUCAAGAAGAAGUCGAGGUAUGAACGGAUGGAGAACGGGGAGAUCACUUCCUUCAUUACUGAAGACGACGUUGUUUACAGACCUGGCGAUUGUGUAUAUAUGGAGAGCCGCAGGCCCAACACUCCCUAUUUCAUAUGUAGCAUUCAGGAUUUUAAACUGAGUAAACGAGACCAUCUGUUACUCAGUGUUAAAUGGUACUACCGUCAGUCAGAGGUCCCUGACUCAGUCUACCAACACCUGGUGCAGGAUCGCAACAAUGAGAACGAUUCUGGCCGGGAGCUGGUCAUCACAGACCCAGUGGUCAGGGGCAGAGAACUCUUCAUCUCCGACUAUGUGGACACAUACCAUGCUGCUGCCCUCAGGGGGAAGUGUAACAUUGCCCAUUUCUCAGACAUCUUCGCUGCCAGGGAGUUCAAAGCUCGCAUCGACUCCUUUUUCUACAUCCUGGGAUACAACCCAGAGACCAGGCGGCUAAACAGCACACAGGGGGAGAUCAGAGUGGGGCCCAGUCACCAGGCCAAGCUUCCUGAGUUGCAGCCCUUCCCCUCCGAGGCCCCGGGGGUCCUGACUCAGGCUGUAACAGAGAAUGAGGAGCUAGUGUGGAUGCCAGGGGUCAACGACUGUGACCUGCUCAUGUACCUCAGGGCUGCAAGGAGCAUGGCGGCCUUCGCUGGGAUGUGUGACGGAGGUUCUACAGAGGACGGUUGCCUAGCAGCCUCGCGAGACGACACCACACUCAACGCACUCAACACGCUCCACGAGAGCUGUUACGAUGCAGGCAAGGCCCUACAGCGCCUGGUCAAGAAGCCCGUUCCCAAACUCAUAGAGAAGUGCUGGUCAGAGGACGAAGUGAAGCGGUUCACUAAAGGGCUCCGACAGUACGGCAAGAACUUCUUCAAGAUUCGGAAAGAGCUGCUACCCAACAAGGAAACGGGUGAGUUGAUAACCUUCUACUACUACUGGAAGAAGACUCCUGAGGCGGCGUCGUCCAGGGCCCACCGUAGACACCGUCGUCAGCCUGUGUUCCGACGCAUCAAGACACGCACCGCCUCCACCCCUGUCAACAUCCCGUCUAGACCCCCCUCCUCAGAGUUCUUGGACCUGAGUUCAGCCAAUGAAGAUGACCUGGACAGUGAAGACAGUGAGCAGGAGCUGAAGGGUUACGCCUGUCGACACUGUUUCACCACCACCUCUAAGGACUGGCACCACGGGGGCAGAGAGAACAUCUUGUUGUGUACAGACUGUCGUAUCCACUUCAAGAAGUACGGCGAGCUGCCCCCCAUCGAGAAGCCAGUGGACCCGCCUCCGUUUAUGUUCAAACCCGUCAAAGAGGAUGAGGAUGGACUCAGCGGGAAGCAUAGCAUGAAGACCCGACGCAACAGAGGAUCGAUGUCGACGCUCCGUAGUGGCCGGAAGAAGCAGACAGCCAGCCCUGAUGGACGAGUGUCUCCAACCAAUGAGGACCUCCGGUCUAGUGGCCGUACCUCCCCCUCCGCAGCCUCCACAGACAGCACUGACAGCAAGACAGACCCCAUGAAGAAACCCAGCAAGAAGAUCAAGGAGGAGUCUCCUAUGAAGUGUGCCAAACGCCAACGAGAGAAAGGAGGAGCCUCAGACACCGAGGACACAGACAACAGGACAAUCGCAAAAAAGUCCAAGACCCAGGAGCUGGGUCGGUCCGACUCGCCGUCAGAAUGCGAGGGCGAGGGCGAGAGCUCAGACGGGCACAGCGUCAACGAGGAGUGUAGCAGUGACGCUAAAGACAUUGACCAGGAUAACCGUAGCUCCUCGCCCUCCAUCCCCAGCCCCCGAGACGGGGAGAGUGACUCGGACUCCUCCGCCCAGCAGCAGCUGCUCCUACUGCAGAGGAGGGAGAGAGAGAGAGAUAGGGAGGGACAGUCGCAGCACCCUCCGGUUAUCCAGUCCUGUCAGCCAGGGACCUCCGGUGGUCGCUCCGCCACCCCGCCAAUACCUCCCACGUCCUCCACAGCCCCCACACUGGUCCCCCAGGUGUCCUCUCCCUCCGCACCCCCCCACUUUCCUUCCAAUGCCGCUACCGCCUCCCAUGCCCCAACAGGCCGGCCCCCUCUCUCUCAACCAAUCAGGGGUGUCCAUCCACCCCCAGAGGCGACCCUCUCCUUCGCCUCAUUCUCCGCUGCAGGGGAUGUCUCAGGCUCCACCCCCCUGGACCUCAGGCUCCACCCCCAGGACCCCAGUCGCUACCUAGCACGCUCCACGGCCCACAGCCCCACCCAUUAUCCAUUCCCCACCCACUUCAGGUUGGCCCCUCCCACCUGCCUCACCCCCACUCCCUCCCUCCCCAGUCUCAGGUCCCGCCCUCCCCACUGCCUCUCGGCCAAUUGCAGCAACUGCCCCACAGGGUCCACACGCCUCCCAGCCAAUCGUUGUCCCAGGGUGGAUCGUCCAAUCAACUGCCCCGUGAGCAGCUCCUACCCCAUGCCUCCUCCAUGUCCAUGCCCCACAUCAAGCCCCCUCCCACCACCCCCAUCCCCCACAUGCCCAACCGCGACCCCCAGUCUCACAAACACGGCCCUCCACAUCUAUCGGCGCCCCCUUCCCCCAGAUGCCCUCCAACCUGCCCCCUCCGCCCGCCCUCAAACCCCUCUCCUCCCUGUCCACCCACCACCCUCCCCCAGCCCACCCUCCUCCCCUCCAGCUCAGCCUCAGGGCCCUGGCCAGCAGCUCCAGCCCCCACCAGCCCAGCCCCUGUCCUCACCCAGUCCCAGAAUCUCCCCUUUCAGAGAGAGAGAGGCAACCAGCACCCCCUCCUCUACCUCUCUCCGGACCAUUGCAAUCCUCCCACCCCAACACACCCCAACAGCCCCCGUUCCCUCCUCACCCCUUCAACCCUGUCCUGCCCCCUCCUCCGCUGGCUGCCCUCUCUCGUCCUCGUCUCUACCACCAGGCCUCCAGCCUCCCUCCUCCUCGUCUCUACCACCAGGCCUCCAGCCCCCCUCUUCCUUCUCCAUGCCCAUCACCGUCCCCGUCGGCUCCGCCUGCCCAGGUCCUGCCGUCCCGCCUGUACACAUCAAGGAGGAACCUCUUGACGAAUCAGAGGAGCCCGAGAGCCCUCCGCCCCCUCCUCGGAGCCCCUCCCCCGAGCCUACCAUCGUCAACACGCCCAGCCAUGCCAGCCAAUCAGCACGGUUCUACAAGCACCUGGACCGCGGGUACAACACGUGUGCUAGAACAGACUUCUACUUUACUCCUCUGGCUGCUUCUAAACUGGCCAAGAAGAGAGAAGAGGCGCUGGAACGGGUCAAGAGGGAGGCCGAGCAGAAAGCCCGGGAGGAGAAGGAGAGGGAGAAGGAACGAGAGAGGGAACGGGAAAGAGAGAAGGAACAGGAGAGAGCUGCGAAAGCCUCCAGUUCGUGUCAUGACGGUCGUAUGGGUGACCCCCAAAUGGGUGGCUCCGCCCACAUGCGUCCUCCCUUCGACGGCCCCCCUACCUCCAUCGCCGCGGUUCCCCCCUACAUCGGGCCCGACACGCCCGCCCUUCGCACACUCAGCGAGUACGCCCGCCCCCACGUCAUGUCCCCGACCAAUAGGAACCACCCCUUCUUCGUCUCCCUCAACCCCAACGACCCCCUGAUGGCCUAUCACAUGCCUGGCCUCUACAACGCCGACCCGGGCAUGCGGGAGCGCGAGCUGCGAGAGCGGGAGAUGAGGGAGAGAGAGAUGAGGGAGAGGGAGCUGAGAGAGAGGAUGAAGCCUGGGUUCGAACACAAACCCCCGGAGCUAGAAGGCAUGCACCCCUCUGCUAACCCCAUGGAACACUUUGCCCGACACGGGGCCAUCUCCUUACCAUCCAUGGCGGGACCGCACCCCUUCGCCUCCUUCCACCCAGGUCUCAACCCCUUGGAGAGGGAGCGUUUGGCGUUGGCCGCGGGACCCCAGCUCAGACCAGACAUGAGCUACCCGGAGCGGCUGGCGGCGGAGAGGCUGCACGCCGAGAGGAUGGCGGCGGUGGCCAACGACCCUAUCGCCAGGCUUCAGAUGUUCAACAUCACGCCUCAUCACCACCAGCACUCCCACAUCCACUCACACCUGCACCUUCACCAGCAGGACUCCCUGCACCAAGGCGGUGGUGAAUGUCUUGUGUGCCCUCCAGGUUCGGGGGGGCACCCCCUCGUAGACCCCCUGGCAGGAGGCCCCCACCUCGCCCGCUUCCCCUACCCGCACGGCGCAAUCCCCAACUCCCUCCUGGGACAGAACCCACACGAACAUGAGAUGCUGCGACACCCCGUCUUCGGUAAGAACGUCAACCAACAACAUGUGCCGAGCCGUACUGAGCCGAGCCAAGCUGUACUGAGCCGAGCCAAGCUGUACUGA
Oncorhynchus gorbuscha (pink salmon) is the source of this 5398-nucleotide messenger RNA. Its product is annotated as arginine-glutamic acid dipeptide repeats protein-like. The record is from RefSeq and is a predicted model, not a curated record. Gene Ontology annotation, biological process: regulation of DNA-templated transcription. Gene Ontology annotation, molecular function: chromatin binding; transcription corepressor activity; sequence-specific DNA binding. Gene Ontology annotation, cellular component: nucleus. NCBI's taxonomy places the organism in Eukaryota, Metazoa, Chordata, Actinopteri, Salmoniformes, Salmonidae.